Didymodactylos carnosus is the source of this 243-nucleotide messenger RNA. The record is from the annotation of a GenBank genome assembly. Lineage: Eukaryota; Metazoa; Rotifera; Eurotatoria; Philodinida; Philodinidae.
AUGUUUGGACCUGCGCCGAGAUCGCAGAGUGAUUUUUUGAAAUUAGUUGCUCAAGAUGAAAUUUUGGAUGAGGAAGAUUUACCAGCUCCCGUUGCUCUGGACGUUUUUAAAAGAUUAAAAGAUAUUGGUGAAUUAAAUGAUAUAAGUUUUAUUGAAGCAUGUAAAAAUUGUGUACUAGAGGAUCAGUUAAUGGUACAACGUGUGAUUGUAAAAAGUGCAUUUAAACAAGUUGAACCACAAUAG